Molecule: messenger RNA, 1540 nt
Organism: Symsagittifera roscoffensis
Lineage: Eukaryota; Metazoa; Xenacoelomorpha; Acoela; Convolutidae
Exons: 6
Coding region: 274-1383 (369 amino acids)
Source: RefSeq, a predicted model, not a curated record
GAAAACUCGCUUGAAGAAGUUAAUUUAGAAGUCAUUCAGACGCGUAUUACACACUCAGAACCAAAACAAAUAAGUCAAAGCCACUUUCAACUUUCGAAAAAAGUUCAAAAAGAUUAAAUAAAAUCUAUUCCAUAUUUGUUGUUCGGAGUAUGAGCGUAAGCUAUUCGGUAAACUGUUGUACAAUACCGUUGUGAACGAACAAGUUUUGAAAAAUUAAGUUGGGUGGUUAUUUAUAAUCCAUUACUACUAAGUAGCCAAUUGCUUGUCCGGACAAUGCAGUCCUAUUUAUGUGGACAGGUGAAAUGGAUAGGCACGUGGGAAGUGGGCGAUGAUGGCGUAGUGGGAGGAAAAGUUGAAACAGAACAGCAGCUGACAAGGAGGGUGAGAGAGGCGAAGAAGAAUUACGUGUUGCAGAGCAGAGCCCACAAAAUACACUCUUUGAGUGAACAGAUUUACGAUGCCACCCAGAUGCCAAGCAGGCUCCGACUGGACAAAAAAGAACAGCACGAAGAACCAGAGCCCGAGAGACCUGAGAAAUUAGAGCGCGCACUUGAGAUGCGGAGGAAGAGUUCAAUUCUAUCUGUAGCUUCGAUGCCAGAUAUGGGCAGGAGGGUAUCCAGGGACGUACAGAAGUACCUGGAAGGUAGACGCUUCUCUCUUCAGUCGAGUCUAACACGUAGGAGGCAGUUGCUGGAGCUAGAAAAUGGGGUGAUGACUCAAAGAGGUGGAGGAACGCCACCUAAACAAACAAAUUGUCUGACUCAGCCUAACAUGCGACGGUCAGCGACCAAACUCGGAAUGUCGAUUCAGGAGCAGUCUAAACAGAGGCUGCGACGAAUGAGCUCUAGUCACGAGAUACCGACCCCUUCCCCCCGUCCCAAUCUGAUGAACAGGGACAGGGUAGACUUGUUAGCUUGUCCAAGGGAGACGCUGGUGUUGAAUGUGAAUGAUGGAGCUGAGUUUUGUCGCUUCACCAAAAGUACCUUGUCACGUGAUCGCCUCAAAAAUAUUGACCGGAACCACUUCAUGGCCACGUAUAACUUCUCGCUUGACGACUACGAUGAGAAAAUGGCGAUGGUUGACCCCAAACACAACAGGAUAAGACGGAAGACUGCCUCCAAUGAAGUGUCUUCAGAAAAUAGAAAAGCGAGGGAAGGAGUUGGAUCCAAGAAGGACGACGAAGACUUCGGUCCAGGAAAAAGAAGGGGUAGAUUGAUAGAAGGUCUUCGGACUUUAGAAGAAGCAGAGUACGGAUAUAACAUUGCGAAAUGUCACCUCUGGCUUGCUCAACUGGAGGGCAAAGGAGAACUCAAAGGUCAAGGUCAAACCGAAACCGAAGGUGCUACAGGCAGUAUUGCUUCAGACCAAGAAAGGACAAAUUAGUACCGUCUACACUAAAAACUGCAAAUUAGAAAUUCGUUUUCAAAUCAAUACUCAGCUUAAUUAGCUUCAUUCGCGUCGAACUUAAUUCGUUAAGAUAAAUUGUAGGAACAGAAACAAUCGAACGCAUUUGGGUUUCAGUUGACUGCCCUAUAGCACG